GCGCUUGACGCGUGUCUCGGCAUAGCGAACGAGAAUGCCAGCGGCGGCGGAGGUGGUGGCGGCGGCACCAACGAGAAGAAGACGAGCAAGUGGCGCUCGGGCGGCUCAAAAGUUGCCAAACACGCUGAAAUUGACCUCCACUUCGGCGGCGGAGUGAAAGUCCCAAGUUUGCGAGCGAAAGAGACUGCGAACAUUCGACACUUUAAGGCCGGGAAUGUUGCCUCGCGGCUGGGACUUUUGAGGCAAGCACAGCGGCGGAAAAGCGGCGAAGCGUUGGCUCUCGACGGCGCCAUGCGGCGCUGAGGUGGCGGCGGCGUGCUCGUGCGCUCUGAGGUCAGCACCAUGGGGAAGGAGCAGGACCUCCUGCAGGCGGUGAAGAGCGGCGAUCUGUCAUCCACGCACAAACUUCUGGCUAAGCUUAAGAGUGGCAGGAACAAACUUUUAGGAUCCACCAAGAGGCUGAACGUCAACUACCAGGACUCGGACGGUUUCUCGGCUCUCCACCACGCUGCGCUCACGGGAAGUGCGGAGCUGCUGGCUGCGCUGCUUGAGGCGCAGGCAGCAGUGGACGUCAAGGACAGCAACGGGAUGCGCCCUCUGCACUACGCGGCGUGGCAGGGCAAAUCAGAGUCAGUGCUGCUGCUUCUGCGCUCGGGCGCGUCUGUCAACGGCGUCUCGCUGGACGGACACAUUCCUCUGCACCUGGCCGCCCAGUAUGGACACUACCAAGUGUCGGAAAUGCUCCUUCAGCACCAGUCCAACCCCUGUCUCGUCAACAAGGCCAAGAAGACGCCCCUUGACCUCGCCUGCGAGUUCGGACGCGCCAAGGUGGCCCAGCUGCUUUUGAGCAGCAACAUGGUGGUGGCACUGUUGGAAGGCGAGCGCAAGGAGCCCAGCGACUCGGCAUUCACCACUCCGUUGCACCUGGCGGCCCGCAACGGCCAUAAGGAUGUCAUCGGGCUGUUGCUCAAGGCAGGCAUCGACAUCAACGCCACCACCAAGUCGGGCACCGCCCUUCACGAGGCCGCCCUCUACGGGAAGACCGAAGUCGUACGGCUGCUGCUGGAUGCCGGGGUGGACGUGAACAUCAGAAACACGUACAACCAGACUGCGCUGGACAUCGUAAACCAGUUCACAACCUCACACGCGAGCAGAGACAUCAAACAACUGCUCAGAGACGCCACAGGGGUGCUGCAGGUGCGAGCGCUAAAGGACUUCUGGAACCUUCACGAUCCCACCGCCCUCAACAUCCGAGCCGGAGACGUCAUCACGGUUCUGGAGCAGCACGCCGACGGCCGCUGGAAGGGUCACAUCCACGACAGCCAGCGUGGGACGGACCGCGUGGGCUUUUUCCCGCCCUCCAUCGUGGAAGUCAUCGGCCGACGUGGCGGCGGCCCCCACUCCCGGCUCGCCUCCCUGCCUGUUCCACGCCAGUCCAGAGGCCCCAACUCGGCCCCUCAUGGUGACGACUCCUACUCCCUUUGCGUCCCCCCUACCCUAGCUGCAGGAGACCGCAGCAGUGUGGGCAGCAGCGAGAGCGUGGGCAGCACGCGCAGCGCCGGCAGCGGCCAAAGCACGGAAAGCAACAACAACAACACCCUCAACAACAAUAACACGCUGGCCAACGCCCACAACGGUAUCGUGUACCGUGACGACAAGGCGGGGCCCCUCGCUGCUGAUUGUGGAGGCGUACACUUGAGCAAGCAGUUGCAUCACCCAGGUGCGGUCGCCUCCCGCAGGCCGACGGUGACGGUGCAGCAAGCGGCGGAGCAGACCUUCUCCCAGCAGCAGUUUUUCCGUCCUCAGCAGCUACUGGACGGCAAGGUUGAGGACUCUGAAGCCAUAUUGGAGUGGCUGAGUGACUUCCAGUUGGAGCAGUAUGCAGGGAAUUUUAUCAGCGCCGGUUACGACGUCCCCACUAUCAGCAGGAUGACACCUGAGGAUUUGACGGCCAUCGGAGUGACCAAACCGGGUCACCGCAAGAAAAUCUCCAUGGAGAUCAACAAGCUGAACAUACCCGAGUGGCUUCCGGAGUACAUCCCGUCGGAUCUUGGCGAGUGGCUCAGCGCUAUCGGCCUCCCGCAGUACUUGAAGAGACUGGCCGAAAACGGCUAUGACAGCAUCGGCAUCGUCAAAGACUUGACGUGGGAAGACUUGCAAGAGAUCGGCAUCACUAAGCUGGGCCACCAAAAGAAGUUGAUGUUGGCAGUGAAGAAGCUGUGCGACAUCCAUAGGGCCGUCCUUCAGGCCGAGUCGGGCCAGGGAACGUUGCGCCGCAAGGGUCCUGGAGCUCUACACGUGGUCUCCAUCGAGCCGCCGGAAGCUGGCGGGGAGUGCUCUUCCCCCCGCACUCCAAAGACAAUGAUGACCUUCCAGGACAGCGAGCUGAGCGCGGAGCUUCAGUCGGCGAUGUCCGGCCAUUAUGCCGACCGCGAGGACGGCCCGAUCGUCAGGAACAACCAGGAACCUCCUCUUGCUUCCGUCAUCCAGCACGGCUUGGAUGUCAGGGACAGGAACCUUCCCGAGGGCUGGGAUCAGAGGCCCGUCCACAAGCAGGUUCCUCUCGGAACAGCCACCGUCUUCAAGUAUCCCGCCGUCCCAGCCAAGCCCCAAACGUCCCGCCUUCACGGUUCCCCGGCGUCAAAGGGCUUCAGCUACCUGCGCGCUCAAAGCGGCUCGGCCGACCUCGACACACCCGCCGGGGUCCGGGAGCGCGAAGGGGUUCUGGCGCCGCCGAAAAAACGAGGCCACACUCUCAACCGCUACGCCCUGUCAGAUGGAGAACCUGACGAUGACGACGACGAGCCAGCGCUUCCCUCUGGAAACGUGCCUUCGUACGCCACCCUCAGCCGCAAACAUGGCCGCGCUCAGUCGGCUCGGGCGCAAUCCAGUCCGGAGAAGGGUGUCAACGUGGGUCGCAGUCACUCUUUUGCCGUGCGAGCGCGUAAAAAAGGACCCCCGCCGCCGCCUCCCAAAAGACUGAGCUCGGUGAGCAGCACCACCAGCGGCGAGCUAAGCGACAGCAGCACCGCGUCAUCGUCGGCAGGCUGCGGCAUAGUGACCGACAGUCCAGGAAGCGUCAGGAGCAUCGCCGCCUCCCUGGAAGGAAGCGCAGACAUUCAAAAUCCUCAGGAUCCCAAACGAGAAACCCUUCCGCAGGCGCCGAGCGCCCCCGAAUCCAUUGAACCCACGGGGGUUAGGAGAGGGGCGCACGGCCAGCGCGUCCCCACGCACGAGCCAGACACGGGCGGCAAGUCCGACACGGAGGAAUCAGACGCCAAAGGCUCGCGAUCCCCACACAACAGCUCCAGUGAAUGCAUCCCCUUCGCCGAGGAGGGAAACCUGACCAUCAAACAGAGACCCAAAGCCACCCCGGGACCUCCCAGGGUGGACGCCGCCGGUGCCAAAAGCCCCGAGGUCCCCGAGUUCAACCUGACUGAGUCGGACACGGUCAAGCGCCGACACAAACCUAAAGACAAAGACGAAGUUUCCCCCUGCCAAGACCAGACUGAAACUGAGGCCGCGUCCCAGGAGGGGACCCCGGAGGGAGUCUUUUCACGGACGGACACGGAGUCUAAUGUGAAACCUUCGCCAUCCCCGAAGCCUCCAGUCGUGGCCCCCAAACCCCUUCGACACAGCCUGCUGGCACCGCAGGCAGGUGGACCCACGUCUCCGACGGUGAAUGUCAGCGUGGUCCAAAGCUUGGCCUUUGGCACCACAUCGGCGCCGCGAUCGCCGUCUCGCGGGGGAUCUGUGGCCCCUCUCUCGCCGUCGACCGCCAGAAUUCAGGGCUCAGGGGGUCCGGCCGGGACCGAGGUGGUCCAGCAGAGAUUGGACGAGACCAGUACGUCUCUGGAGGCCGCUCUCAAGGCCGUAGAGAGGAAGCUGAUCCUGGACCGGCACCACGGCGACGGAGCCGACACGGUCAAGUCAGCGGGAAACAUCCUGGACGACAUCGGCAACAUGUUUGACGACCUGGCCGAUCAGCUAGACGCCAUGUUGGACUGAAGGCGGACAACCUCCAAAAUAAAAGCUCAGGAAGUGACAACCAGCAGCACUUAAUCAACAGGCUUUUAUCGUCAAGUGCUGAAAUAAGUAGCAAUUAGACGGCAACUUUUUCAUUCCGUACCGAAAGUGUGAUGUCACUUCCUGGUCCCGAAAGUUUAUUAUUUAUUGGCGUCGUUAAUGCGCUCCGUUCAGAUGUUGUCUGUUCCCACGUGAAGUUAUUUGAAGAAAAAACACUGGAGAAACAAAAUGAGAUUUUAUUUUGCAAGACAAAAACACUUCUUCUUGUCCAAACAUUUCAAACUUAACGCUAAUGGUUAUUAGCAUGCUCGUCCCUGACGCUGCGUUCAUUAGCAUGGCUAAUUAGGUUAGCAUGUUUGCGUAUUUGCUUUCAGAGUUAGCUGGUUUUUCUGGUUGACACUUUAUGAUGUGUGCCACCUACAGGGAAAUCUCAUUUGAAAAAAGUGACCACACGCCUCGGAAAGGGAAGUAUUUAAGCUUUAUUUUACAAAUAUAUAUUCAACCAAAGUUCUUUGUACAGUUUAUUAACAUGUUUGGAAUAUUUUGACAUGAAUCCUGCACGCCGCCGCGCGACCGUCACGUGACCUCGGCCGUCCCGCCCGUGCACGUUUGUCCUUUUGAUACGUUGUGAAUUAAAAGAGUUAUCUAAUUAUGACGACUGAGUUGUGUGUUGUGCUUAAGGUUGCUGCAUUUUGCAAUGAAGUGGAUUGACUGCAAUUGUCAAGGUUUUUUGUUUUUCGGGAAGAAAACUUGU
Molecule: messenger RNA, 4780 nt
Organism: Corythoichthys intestinalis (scribbled pipefish)
Lineage: Eukaryota; Metazoa; Chordata; Actinopteri; Syngnathiformes; Syngnathidae
Product: caskin-2-like
Exons: 22
Coding region: 343-4008 (1221 amino acids)
Molecular function (GO): protein binding
Source: RefSeq, a predicted model, not a curated record